AUGCUCGAGGAUUGGAUUUUUCGUUACAUUCCGCGAAUUUUCAGCGCGCUUUCAUUUUUGGUAAGUCCCUGGUUUGUCUAUCUUGUGUUCACUGAAAAGCCGGCAAAUUUUGGCAAUUAUCGAUACCUUCUCUUGUAUUUUGCGUGCUUCAAUUUGAUCUAUUCCGUUGCCAAUGUAGCUGUUCCUAUGGACAUCCACAGCUAUCGUUAUUGUUUUUUUGUAACGGUGAGACAUGGAUGGUUUGCCCAAGUUUCCGAAGUGAACUUCCAAAUGCUGUCUGCCCGCUGCUCCUUGGUGUCUGUCAGUUACGCAGUUAUUUUAACCCAUUUCGUCUAUCGGUACCUAGUGGUCCAUGACUCCAGUCUGACAAAAAAGCACUUUCACUGGUAUUUAGCAAUCUCCGCGGUUGUUUGUAUUUUGUAUUUUGUGACGUCGCACUUGAUUUGCAUCUUCCCAGGACGUGCAAAUAUGGAAAUUAAAGAGUAUAUUCGCAGUGAAUUUCUCGGAACCGGAACUGAUCCAGUGGAUUACAACGUGCUAGGAGCAUUAUUUUAUGAAGGAUCAUAUGAAACACUUUUCAAUUCUUGGGCAAACACUAUUAUGUCGUUCACAGUGUCAGUUGGAUCCCUUACAAUGUUUUGUAUCUUGACCAAAAUGAUUAUGUUCAACCUGAAGAAAAUGACCGUGACAGCCAGCAAGAAAACUGCCAAAUUCCAAUCUGAACUACUUCGAGCCUUGAUUGUUCAAACUGUAAUUCCAAUGUUCGUCAGCUUCUCCCCGUGUCUUCUAUGCUGGUAUAGUCCAAUGUUUGGCAUUCAGUUAGGCAGAGGAUUCAACUACUUAGAAAUCAGUGCUCUUGGAGUAUUUGCGUUCGUCGACCCGGUCGCCAUCGUGUUGUGUAUUCCAAUUUGUCGGAAAAGAAUGUAUUUGUUUUUCACGAGCUUCUUUUAG
This is a messenger RNA of Caenorhabditis elegans, 951 nucleotides long. The record is from the annotation of a RefSeq genome assembly. NCBI's taxonomy places the organism in Eukaryota, Metazoa, Nematoda, Chromadorea, Rhabditida, Rhabditidae.